Dentiscutata heterogama is the source of this 700-nucleotide messenger RNA. Lineage: Eukaryota; Fungi; Glomeromycota; Glomeromycetes; Diversisporales; Gigasporaceae. The record is from the annotation of a GenBank genome assembly.
AAGAUGAAAUAUUUUUAUCUUCAGACAUGAGCAUUGAUUUAUUAAUGAGAAUUCAAGAAUGGCGCAAUACUAUAGAUCCAAAUAUCUGGUCUAAGUCUACGUUUGUCCAAAUUCAUAUUUUAAUUGCAAAAUUGUUAUAUCCUCUUGUAAUUACUAUACAAGAACUUCAUGGAAGUCAUUGGAACUUUAUUUUUGAACUCCUUCAAUAUUGGCUACAAGAAACUUCUCGGUUAGAACUUUUCUAUGAAGCAAUUCACAUAUUUUGCCGAUUAAAUAACAUAGCCGCGUAUUCUACUAAUAAAAUUGACGUUUACGUCGAUGAUUCUGCAGAAGAUGCUGUCUGUAAUUUGUCUUCUAAGCUAAUUACCUAUAAACCUUUACUUUAUCAGCAACUAUCUUUAUUAUUUUUCAGAGAAAAAGUUCAUCAGGAUGACAUUUUAUCAUAUCAAUACUGCGAAUAUUUGGAAAUUUUAUGUGAAGCAUGUCAUGAUUUGCCGAAAGAAACUCUUUUGAAUAAAAAGGACGAGCUUUAUGCCUUGUUACUUGUUCCUCAUGAGGGAAUUCAAAAAUGUGCAUACAAGCUCUCACAUGGUUUGGUCAGCGAAAAAGCAUUAAGGUUGUCUGAAGAAUUAGAACUUCUCGGUACUUCGGGUAAAUCUGCUUUUAAUAGGUUUGAAGACCUUGCUCAUCGAAAUGCAAA